Messenger RNA from Eriocheir sinensis (Chinese mitten crab), 474 nucleotides. RefSeq lists its product as uncharacterized. NCBI's taxonomy places the organism in Eukaryota, Metazoa, Arthropoda, Malacostraca, Decapoda, Varunidae. The record is from RefSeq and is a predicted model, not a curated record. The transcript is spliced from 2 exons. Bases 1 to 474 code for a protein of 157 amino acids.
AUGGACGGAGGCGACGAGGAUAAGGACGCUGCGAACACCCCCACACACCAGCACCCCAACACACCAGCACCCCCACACACCAGCACCCCCACACACCAGCACCCCGACACACCAGCACCCCAACACACCAGCACCCCGACACACCAGCACCCCCACACACCAGCACCCCGACACACCAGCACUGACAACACCAGCACCCCAACACAAAAGCACCCCGACACACCAGCACCCCAACACACCAGCACCCCAACACACCAGCACCCCAACACACCAGCACCCCGACACACCAGCACCCCGACACACCAGCACCCCGACACACCAGCACCCCGACACACCAGCACCCCAACACACCAGCACCCCGACACACCAGCACCCCGACACACCAGCACCCCGACACACCAGCACCCUAACACACCUACAUCCCGACACACCAGCACCCCGACACACCACCACCCCGACACACCAGCACCCUAA